AUGAACAAAAGAAGCUCUUUCAGAAGAUCUCAAACAUUCCAACCUACAAACUCUGAUCCAUUCAGAGUUACUAAUGCAGUACCUCCAAGAAAGUCUUUGUCCAUUGAGUUUCCCACUUCUCCUGAUCAGUCUCUCUUUGAAGAACAGAUGAACCAUUUCACUCAUCCCCACCACCCCAUCUCACUGGUUAACCUGCAGGAGGCUUUCACCUGCUCCGGCUGCAAAGAACGUGGCGCCGGCAAAAGAUUCGCCUGUCAGAAAUGCGAUUUCCAGCUGCAUGAUUUCUGUGCUUUAUCUCCUCCAUUUCUUAAAGCUCAUCCCCUUCAUCUCCAGCAUCAGCUUGUCUUCCAUUCUAAGCCCAAAACAGGUGGGAUUCGAUGGCCAACGUGUAACGUUUGUGGAAAAUCCACAAGAGGGUUUACGUUCAGAUGCAGCUUCUGCCAUUUCCAGAUGCACCCAUGUUGUGCCAUGCUUUCUGACCAAAUCAACUACCCAUCUCUUCACAACCACCCCUUGUACCUCUUGCCAUCAUUAGCCUCCUCCGAUGAUCAACUCAACUUUAUCUGCAGAUACUGUAAUAGAAAAAGAUCUGGCCGUCUUUACAGCUGCAAGGUUUGUGACUAUCAUCUUCAUGCAGUGUGUGCUAAGGACCUGAUCAACGGGCUUAAAGUGAAUGGCAUCAAGAACUCAGAGAAGGCGAGCAUUCUAGGACCAGCCAUGCGGUUUGCUUCACAAGCUGUUGCUGAGUUCAUCGGGGGCCUGAUUGACGGGAUCGGAGAAGGGGUUGGAGAGGCUCUGGUUCAGGACGUGGCAAGGAGUACUGGUGGCCGUAACAGAACCCCAAGAAUAUAGCCUACCUAUUAAAAUUAAUUAAGGAUUCU
Cynara cardunculus var. scolymus (artichoke) is the source of this 881-nucleotide messenger RNA. RefSeq lists its product as uncharacterized. Lineage: Eukaryota; Viridiplantae; Streptophyta; Magnoliopsida; Asterales; Asteraceae. The record is from RefSeq and is a predicted model, not a curated record. Bases 1 to 852 code for a protein of 283 amino acids. The transcript is spliced from 2 exons.